Molecule: messenger RNA, 4253 nt
Organism: Saprolegnia parasitica CBS 223.65
Lineage: Eukaryota; Oomycota; Saprolegniomycetes; Saprolegniales; Saprolegniaceae
Exons: 16
Coding region: 26-4042 (1338 amino acids)
Biological process (GO): receptor guanylyl cyclase signaling pathway; intracellular signal transduction; cGMP biosynthetic process
Molecular function (GO): guanylate cyclase activity; peptide receptor activity
Source: RefSeq, a predicted model, not a curated record
GGCGCCGUGGCGCGAAGCGACGGUGAUGGAGGACGAGACGCGUCUUCCGACACUGCCGCCGCAACGGCUCACAACGACGCUGUCGGAGCGCCGGCUGAGCGACGCAUCACCGCAGACAGAGUCAUUGGUGCUGCCAGCAACAGCCCUUCGACUUGACCAGACCAAUUCGCUCAAGCGGCGUAGCUUUCUCGACCACCGCACGACGGCUGUCGACUUGGCGUCGCACCGCAAUAAGUCCAAAGCGUCGACCGAGAACGGCAGUCGAUCCCGUCGGCUCAUCGAGUCGUCCAAGGUGGCGCCGACCUACCUCGGCGGCGCGGGCCAACCCGGCUACUCGGGGACCAUGCAUCGCUACUCGCUUCGAUUUGCCAACCGCCAUUUAGAAGACAUCUUUUGCCGCCAUUACCAACACUACGUGCUCGGCAAGGUCCGCAGCGCAUGCAUCUUUUCGACCAUGUUGCACCUGCUCAUGGGCGUUGUCGAGUUCAGCUUUGGAUAUGCGACCAAUAACGCAGCGCAGACCGGGCUACUCCUCACGCGCGCGACCGCGAUCAUGCUCACGCUCAUCUUUCGCCACUUGACGUUCCGGCCGUGGUUUAGCCUCCGCUUCGACACUGCCAUGGUCGUCUACUAUCUCCUCCUCGGGCUUCUCGUGCUUGGCACAAGCGUCGUCGUGCAAGUCUCGUCCAACGGCAGCGACGACACGUCGCUCUACUUUUUUAUGCGGGCCGGUGGUCCCAAGCCUCGUCGCUGCUCUUCAUUGCAAUGGUCUUUCACUCGACUGGGCUCAUGUUUCGAGCCGCAUGUGUCUAUUGCAUUUGGACCCGUGCUGACGAUCUUUUGUAUGGUGUCCACGUACCACAACGAGCGCCACGUACGACUCGAGUUUGUGCUCCGGUUCAACGUCGCCGACGACCGAAAGCGGCGCGACGACCUCCUCGAGACGAUGCUGCCGGCGCACAUCAAAGAAAAUCUCAAGGCGAAUCGCAGCGACGGACUUGCCGAGCAGUACGAUGAGGUGUCGAUUCUCUUUUGCUACGUCAGUGACUUUGGCCGGCUCUCGAAAACGACGCCAGCGAUCGAGCUCGUCAAGCUCAUGAACCGCAUCUUCUUCUGCUUCGACAAAGCGACCGACGCGCGGGGCGUCUACAAGGUCGAGGCGAUCGCGGAAACGUACAUGUGUGCGGCGGGCGUGCCCGUGAAGGACCCGUUCCAUCACGAGCGCAUCGCGGACAUGGCGCUCAUGAUGAUGUACAUCCAGCAGCAAGAACGCUGGACGUGCCAAGGCGAAGAGAUCCACCUCAAGAUCGGGAUUCAUAGCGGCCCGGUCGUCGCCGGCGUCAUUGGCUCCAAGACGUAUAGCUACCACCUCUUUGGCGACACGGUCAACACCUCGUCGCGCGUCUGCUCGUCGUGUCUACCGGGCAAGAUCCAGAUCAGCGCGCAAACGUACGAGCUCCUCAUGCGGUCCGGCGGCUACGAUAUCACACCCCGCGGCAAAGUCGCGCUCAAGGGCAAAGGCGAGCUCAUGCUCUACUGGCUCAACCGCAAGAUCGCGCGGCCGUGUCACGGUAUGACGGGGCUCACAGGCGCGUUUGAUGUCGCUGAAGACAAGGCGAUCACAUCGCAUUUACAUCGCAUGUCGUCUGCGAAUGCGACCAAGCUGGAACCCACGGCGACCGCCGUCGCCACCGACGCCCUCCACAUGCACCAAAUGACGCUGGCAUUUCAGCUCAAGCCCGGCGUCGAGGUCCCAAAGCGACUCGGGGGUGCCUACGCCACGAACAUGGAGAGCUCGUUCAUGGUCAAAUACAACGUCAACAACAUGGGCCAGUUCCGAGCCGCGCUACGGGUCGGUGUCGUCGUCCUCGCCUUGACUACUGUCUUCGAGAUGGUGACGAUGGCGAAAAAUCGCGACGUCUCGGUGAGCGUGCGCUCGUCGGUGCUUGCGCUCGACGUCACAGCCGUGUUGCUGCUACUGCUUCUCUUGGCCUAUAGCUACACCAAGUUCUUUCUGCUCCACAUGCAGCAAGUCGCAGGUGGCGCGAUGCUGGCGGUCAUGACGCUCCUCAACGCGAACUUGCUCUUGCAGCCGAGCCGGAAUUUCCUCACCGCCAACAUCAUCUACAUUGUGUCGGUGAGCCUCCUCCUCCGCUUUCGCUUUACGAUCUCGAUGCUUGUCAACGUCUUCAAUAUUGUCGUCUACCUCGUGCUGGUCGCGGUCAUUGGCGCCGGCAUCGCCAACAUUGUCGGCUACCUCGUCAUCACGUGCUUCUCGUUCAGCAUUGGCCAAGUCGCUUGCUACAAGCGCGAGAUUGGGCUCCGGAUGGAUUUUCUACUCAAGCACACGCUCAACGCCGAGAAGCGCAAAUGCGAAGAACUGCUCGCGAACAUGCUCCCGAGCCAGGAAUACGCCGAGGCGCUCUUACUCCAAGGCACGAUCGUCGACGAACUCGACGAAGUCACGCUUCUGUACUCGGACAUGGUGGGCUUUACAGCGCUCAGUGCGACGCUCAAGCCCGUCGAGUCGUGUCUCUUCCUCAACAAGGUCUACUCGGCCUUUGACAAGCAUCUCGAUGCGUUUGGAGUCUACAAGAUGGACACGGUCGGUGACGCGUUUAUCGUCAUCGGCGGAUUACCCAACUACAAGAGUGAAAAGUCGCAUGCCAUUGCCAUCACCGCGUUUGCAAUCGAGAUGCUGCGCGAGAUGGACGACUUUCGAAAGUCCCAAAACGUCAACUUGCAAAUGCGCAUUGGGAUUCACAGCGGCAAGGUCGUCGGCGGCGUCGUCGGUAUCAAGAAGCCGCGGUAUCUCAUUUGGGGCAGCCAAACGGUCGUUGCGAACGCGAUGGAGUCCAAGAGCCUCCCAGGCCACAUUCAAAUCUCGGCUGCCACGCACGCCAAGCUCGCGUCCUGCGCCGAAUUCAAAUUCAUUCCGCGCGGCGCCGUCGCGAUUGACGAGACGCAGUCGAUCGACACGUACUUUUUAGACAUGGCUCGCGCGCCGGCCAAGACGACGAUCCUCAACAAGUACUUUAACGCAUUGGGCGUGCGGCGUGUGGUGACGCGGCGCACGACGAGCGAGCGCCAGCUCGCCGACACGCUGCAAAAGCCAAAGCACGGCAUUCGCAUGGCCGACGCCAUCGCAGCCAUCCUCAACGGGUCCCGCACGAGCUCUGCGCUCAGCGCCGUGAGCGCACCGAAGCUGGCGGUGCCACUGAAAUCACUGGGGCUGCAAGCGGCGCGCUUCUGGGACGAGCCGCCGUACAGCAAGGAAGAUGCUACCUUGUGGCCGUCGACGCCGGCGUCGAUGCGAAAUGACCGCAGUGACAGUCUCGUGGGCGCGCCGGUGCAGCCACUGCGGGCCUUCGAGAGCGACACGGACGAAGCCAAGGCGUUCAGUGGGCUUCUCACCUCAACGUCAAUGACGCUGGGUGCCGAGUCUGCCCGCCUCUUUUCUCGACUGCAGCAACGUCUCUUGGAGCAGCACGCUGCCGAGGUCCUGCAGCUCAACGCAGCGCAUCUCCAAGAACUUGACGCGCAGAGACGGUCGGUGCACGCCGUGGCAUUGGAGCAGCAUCGCCUGCAGACCACGGCAGAGCGACAAGAGACCCUUCUCUUGCGCUUGGCCGACGCAUUGCACCGACGCGCGAUCGACACACAUCGGCGUUGGUCGAGCGCUCGCUCGGCCGUGCGGUGUCUCCGGGCAUGGAAGCAACACAUGCUCUUGCGUCGCCAGAAGCGCCAGCACCUGCGUCGCGCCAUGUCGCUGUACCUUUCGCGACUGCCCCGCCGUCCCUUCCAGCACUGGCGCGCGUAUGUCCGCGCGCAGUUGCAGGGCCGAUUGGUGCAUGCACAAAGCAGUGCGCACACACAAGAAAUUCUCGCGCUGCAGAAUGCCCAUGCAGCCGAGCUUCAAGAGCUGCGCGACCAGCUGCACCGGGCGCGGGUCGACAUGGAUGCAUACGCGCUCGAGAAGACGCGCCUCGUACACGACUUUGAACAAAGGGACGAGUGGGUGAUACAAUGUGUGAUGCCGUAGGAGGAAGACGUCCGGCGCGUCUUCUUGCGGGGCGUCUCGGCCAUGAACUUGGAAGCGCUAAGCUUGUUUCGGUCGCGGCCGCGCGACGAGGCGGCGCUGGAUGCCGACGACAGCGAGCCGCGCCCAUCGCACGCGAUACCAAUGCCGCUCUACAGCACUCGCUCCUAGUGCCAAGGGUAUGCUGCUGCUCCAUUAAUAACGAGAAUCCUCA